AUGUCUUAUAGCUCCGGCUACCUGGCAAAUGCUUCUGUUCUGGCCUUUAUCAUCUUGCUCUAUGCUGCAGGCCUCGUCUUCUACCGACUUUGUCUCAGUCCAUUGGCAAAAUUCCCUGGCCCUCGCCUAGCAGCUGCAACAGGACUCUAUGAGAUCUAUCAUCAAAUUAUCAAAGGUGGUACUUUUACUUGGCACAUCGAUCGCCUCCAUGAACAAUACGGCCCUGUUGUUCGUAUAACCCCCUUUGAGAUCCACAUUAAGGACCCGGACUACUAUAGUACUGUUUACGCGGGCCCAGGCAAACAUCGUAACAAGGAUCCUGAUUUCAGUUUUAUUGGGUUCCCUGGUGCGAUAUUCUCGACGGAUGGCUAUGAGCUUCAUCGUGCCCGGAGAAAGGUCAUGGGUCAGUUCUUCAAGAAGCACGCGAUCCAAGAAUUUGAACCGAUAAUACGCGCCAACGUGGAAGCACUUUGCCAAUACUUCUCUAUAUCGGCCGUGACCAUGAGACCAUUAGAGGUUCAUGCGCCAUUUUAUUCCUUUACAAGUGAUACUGUGUCUCAGCAUGCGUUCGGUCGCCAAGCUGGUCUUCACUCUCUCAACGAGUCGGAGCCAAGCUCAACUUGGAAGAUCCGACUGACUUCCAUGUUUUCGUUUUGUCUGAUAAAUAGGCACUUUCCGUUAUUGAAUCCACUUGCUCACAUGUUUCCCUCUCUGGCUGCAUGGGUUGUUCCGGCAUUCGGGUAUAUCCUUGACUUUGAAAGUGACGUCAGAAAAAUGGUUAGAGUCGCAAUUGAUAAUAACUGGCAAAUUCAACACAGCGACAAGGUUUUGGCACAAGCCAAAAUACCCCAAAUUGGUCCGGCGAGGUCUAUGUAUCCCAACAUUCUGGCAGACUCGGAGAUACCUCAGAGUGAGAAAGAACUGACACGUUUGGAAGAUGAUGCUAUUUUCCUGAUGAUGGCUGGCACGGAUGCACCUGCACAAGCUCUUGCAAUUACGCUGUUCCACAUACUUAAUAACCCCAAUGUCUAUGCAAGGCUUAAGGAGGAGCUUUUUACUAUUUCAGAUCCGGAUACGGUGUCCACCCUCGAACAAUUCCAGCGCCUCCCGUAUCUUACUGCAACCAUAAGAGAAGGUCUCCGUCUUUCGUCCGUCGUGACAACUCGUCUUCCUCGUUCAGCACCUGAUGAGAUUCUACAAUACCAAGACUGGCUGAUUCCAGCUGGAACAUAUGUGAGCAUGUCGACGUAUUUUAUCCUUCGAGACCCAAACCUAUUCCCGGAGCCUUUGAAAUUUCAGCCUGAACGUUGGCUUUUGAAUCCGGAUGAUUUGCGCAAACAAGAAAAGUAUCUUGUUCCCGCCUCGAAAGGGACACUCGGAUGCGUAGGACAAAAGUAUGACUUCAUUCAUGAUUUGAAACUCAAGUGGACCAUUAUGACUGACAAAAUCUAUCUUGAACUCUAUGAGACUACCGAGAGGAAUGUUGAAAUGAAGCGUGACAACUUUAUAGGACAGACAGGAGAUGGCUUGAACAACAUCCAGGUGAAAGUCUUGGAGGAAUACCGUUACUAG
This is a messenger RNA of Penicillium cosmopolitanum, 1572 nucleotides long. RefSeq names its product cytochrome P450. The record is from RefSeq and is a predicted model, not a curated record. Bases 1 to 1572 code for a protein of 523 amino acids. Gene Ontology annotation, molecular function: monooxygenase activity; oxidoreductase activity, acting on paired donors, with incorporation or reduction of molecular oxygen; iron ion binding. NCBI's taxonomy places the organism in Eukaryota, Fungi, Ascomycota, Eurotiomycetes, Eurotiales, Aspergillaceae. The transcript has 5 exons.